This is a messenger RNA of Ochotona curzoniae (black-lipped pika), 7318 nucleotides long. RefSeq names its product URB1 ribosome biogenesis homolog (gene URB1). Lineage: Eukaryota; Metazoa; Chordata; Mammalia; Lagomorpha; Ochotonidae. The record is from RefSeq and is a predicted model, not a curated record. Gene Ontology annotation, cellular component: nucleolus. Gene Ontology annotation, biological process: maturation of 5.8S rRNA from tricistronic rRNA transcript (SSU-rRNA, 5.8S rRNA, LSU-rRNA); maturation of LSU-rRNA from tricistronic rRNA transcript (SSU-rRNA, 5.8S rRNA, LSU-rRNA). The coding region runs from base 86 to 6862 and encodes 2258 amino acids. The transcript is spliced from 39 exons.
CGCGUGUCUGCCGUCCGUGCCUGCUGUCCUUCUAGGUCCCCGCGGAGUGCGCGGUUGACGUCGCUCCCCACCCACCCGUGCGGCUAUGGGGGUUCCCAAAAGGAAGGCCCCCGGCGGCCGGGCCGGGCCGGCCAAGCGAGCCCGCCAGGAAGAGUUCACGGGCGUAAGGUUCAAGGCUCAGCUGAAGGACCCGCAGGCUGUGGCUGCAGCCUUGGAAGCGUUCCUCUCCGCUGCGCGGAAGCUGCCCUGCGUGGACGUGUAUGACGUGGUAGAAGGCUACAUCAAGAUCUCGGUGGAGUGCGCCGAGCUCUUCCAGCUCCUGAGUGGCGAGAAACGGCCCGAGAGUGAAUUGCUGUUAAUAUUUCAAGUUUUUGAAGCCAUCUUGCUGCGGACAGCAGGCGACCUGUCCCAUUUCCACGUCGCGGGGAUCAACAUAGUGAAGAAGCUGCUGAACAACCACAUGAAGCUCCUGUGUGAAUCCCUGUACGCCUCAGGUUACAGGAUGGCCCGAGCCUGCCUGAACCUGCUGGCCGCCAUGGUGACCCAGGGGUCCGAAGCUGCCAGGGAUGUCUGUGGCCACUUUGAUUUAAAUAAAAAGACCUUGCACACCCUGGUGACCAAGAGGGAUUCAAAGGGAGUGCCCGAUGUCCGGCUGGCCUACAUCCAGUUUGCCCUGUCCUUCCUCAUCGCAGGGGAUGACAACACCAUAGUGCAGGUGCUGGAACUGAAAGAAUUUAUUCCUUGCAUUUUUAGCUCAGGCAUAAAGGAAGAUAGGAUUUCUACCAUCAAUAUUUUGUUGUCCACACUGAAAACAAAGGUGGUUCACAACAAAAGUAUCACGAAGACCCAGAAGGUGCGUUUCUUCACGGCGCAGCUGCUCAGCCACAUAGCCUCUCUCUACGCCUGGAACGGGAUUGCCGACGUGAGCCCCGACAACCCGGAAGACAUGGAGGUGUCUGCGGGAGAGGCGGGGACGGCCAUGGUGCGGGAGCUGGUUCACGGCUUCCUGCUGGAGCUUUGCUGCUCCCUCAAGCAUGGCAUUAACUUCUACGAUGCAUCCCUGGGCACCUUUGGCAGAGGAGGCAACCUGACCCUGCUGCACUUCCUGCUGGGGUUGAAGACAGCGGCAGAUGACGAGCUGGUGGCCGAGCUGGUGGUGAACAUCCUCAAAGUGUGCCCGGACUUGCUCAACAAGUACUUCAAGGAAGUGACCUUCUCCUUCCUGCCCAGAGUGAAGGCCACCUGGCAGAAUAACAUCAAGCUCCUCAACAAGAUCUAUGAAGCCCAGCCGGAAGUUUCCCGAGCGUUUCAGACUCGGGAGUUUAUCCCCUUGCCGCGCCUGCUGGCCAUGGUAAUGGUGACCACUGCGCCCCUGGUCUGCAACAAGAUCAUGUUCACUCAAGCUUUAAAUCUGGACAGCAAGUCUGUGAAGCACACAGCAUUGUCCCUGGUUUCUGCCAUUUUGAAGAGAGCGUUGAAAACCAUUGAGUACUGCCUGGACAAAGAGGUGUGGCAGGGCCCAGGCGUGUACACAGCCACCAUGAUGGAGGAGUUUGUGCAGCUCUUCAGAGAGGCCCUGAGCAAGAUCUUGCCAGACCUGAACACCAUCGUGUGGGUCUGGCAGUCCCUGAAAAAGCAAGAGACAAAACAGGAGGACCGGAAAGGGAAGGAAGGAAGUGACAAGACUGUGGCAGCCCAUGACAUUCCCCAGUGUGAUGACGCGGAAACCAUUCUUCUGAAAGCCGUCCUGCUGCAGGUCAUCUGCCUCUAUCAGAAGGUGGUGCCGCACGUGGUCACCCAGUACAACUUCGACUUCAGCAAGCUCCUGAAAGGCGUCAUCUCCGAGCAGGGCCUUCGGGAGGAGGCGCCCCCCAUUCUGCAGCACCACAUGCUGAAGGUGGCCCUCGAGCUGCCUGCCAACAAGUUUGUGUGGCUGAAGGCACAGGAAGGCCCGGACGCAGAGCAAGUGGCCGAGCGCUCUGUGUUCUACCUGCUGAUGAAAAUGUUUGUGACCAGUAGCCACCUGCAGCUGAAGUCGUCCACCCAACUUCUCAUCAUGAAGAUCCUGCGGGACACUGGUGUGUUUGAGCACACUUGGCGGGAGCUGGAACUCUGGCUGGAGCAUUUAGACAACACAGCAGAAGAGCGCAAAGAAGCUGUGAUUCAGUUCCUGGAACGCGUGUUGCUGACUUUGGUGGCAAAUCCCUACUCCUACACGGACAAAGCGUCUGAUUUUGUCCAGGAAGCCAGCACGCUGCAGGCCUCCCUAGCGAAGCAAGACGCCGAUGACGUCAGCAUCCCUGUGUCCCAUAUCGAUGAUGUUCUCGAUAUGGUGGACGUCCUGGUGGAGGGCAGCGAAGGCCUGGAUGAAGAAAUAGGGUUCUUGUUAAACGAAGACAUGGUGCUGCUCACCUUCCCCUUCAGUGCAGUGGUCCCGGCAGCCCUGGAGGCCAGGAACAAGCUGCUGCUUGGGACGGAGAAGGAAGCAGGGGAAGACAUCGUCGCAUACUUGACUGCAGUGCUCACCGACCUCCUGCACUCACAGCGGGACCCACUGGCCCUGUGCCUCCUGCUCCAGGCGUAUGACAAGUGUGAGCCCCAGGGCCCCCCAUGCUGCCCUCAGCUCGCCCGCUUUCAUGGAUACUACAGCCUGUGGAUCCCCGAGCAAGCCCGGGAGGCCUGGCCUCUGCAGGUGUCUGUCGGCCCUGUGCCCCACGCUGCCCCCUCGGCCUCCAGCUUCCCCGCCCUGCUGCAGGCAGCCUACGAGAGCCAGACGCUGCAUGAUGAGCACGUGCAGGUGCAGCUGCAGGCUGCCCUCCCACACCUCCCACUGCGCCAGAUCCCGCGCUCAGCCAAGCAGGUGCUGCUCUACCUGCGGAGCACCGUGGAUAACUUCGGCCAGCUGGGCAGAAGCACGGGGCCUGCCCUGCUCCUGCUCUGCCUGGACCUUCUCAGGCGCCUAGUGCUGCACUGUGAGCAGCUCGACACCCAGAACCGGCUCAAGUACAAGGCCGCCCAGGCCGAGACCGACCUGUUUUUGGACAUGGAGUCCAUGGCCUCGCUGGAAUUGGCCAAUGACCAGACCCUGGAGGAAGUGCUGCUGGCCAUCCUCAGGCACCCGACGCUGGAGGGCUGGUUUCUGGCCCUGGAGCGGCAGGCCCUGCCCCCGCACACACUCAGCCCCAUCCUCGUGAAGCUCUUGGCAGCCCACCUCAGCUCAGGGAUCCUUCAGCUGCUGGCAGCCUGUGCCCCAGUCCUCCAGAACCUGGGGCAGCUAGGCCUCCUCGCCAAGUACUCCGAGGCCGUCACUCAGAGCGUGCUGAAAGAGCUGCAAGACAAGAAAAAUCGCUCAGCUCCAUCGCCCCCGCCCAAGACCCGGCCUCAGCUGCAGGCCCUGCAAGAGCUGCACCCCUACAUGGAAGGCGCCCAGCUCCGUGAGAUCACACUGGCCUUGCUGGGCCUACCCGAAGCCCACCUGCUGGCCCAGAGGCCCACCAAGGCUGCUGGGAAGGAGAGGCACCUGAGCAUGCUGGGCAAGACCCUGGUACAGCUACUGACCCACAGCCCCCGGGAGCGGCUGCGGGACAGCGAGCUCCUCUCCUCCUCUGAGUCCCUGAGGGGUCUGGCAGCGCUGCUCCCCACACUGGCUGUGGAUGAGCUAGACACAGUAUUCCUCCACGCACUGCAGAGAGACCCCGAGCUGGCCCCAGUGGCUGGGACGGAGCUGCUACACUAUUGCCUGACCCGGCGGACACCGGCUGCCCUGGCCAUCGCUGCGCUGCUCCUGAGACAGAGCUGCACCCAUCUGCUGGGGUUCGAGCUGUGGUGCCGGCAGGCCAGUGCAGAACUUGGCUCACAAGAAUCCCUGGACAACUUCCUGCCCCUUGUCCAUGAGUACCUGCAGUGCCACAAGCAAGGGCCCUUCACACGCCCAGCAGGAGUGUCCUCCACUGCACUUCCUGUCCUGAGGAAGGCCCUGUGGAGACGGCUGCAGGACAGGCUUCUCGCUGCUGACGACUGCGCAGCCUCAGGCAUGCACCCGGAGAUCCUGGCCCUGCUGGUACCGUUUGCAAGAGCCAAGGAGCUGCACGUGCUCAUGGGCCAUCUGCCGGCUGUGCUGCAGGCUCCAGGCACUCAGAAGGGCUGGGUUGUGGCAGACGCCAUCUCGGCAGUGUUGGAGGGGUCAGUGGAGGAGCUGCAGGCCUGGAGAAAGACCCUACUGGAAUGCUGCAUCAGGUGGCUGGUCGCAGCUUUCAGCGGGGGCCAGCAGGCCACAGAGAAGCCUCGGGAGGCGGAGCAGCAGAUGCUAGGGAGGCUGAGUGAGCUGCUGCAUGCACUUAAUGAAGUUGAUCCUGGUGACUGGCAGAAGUUUGUAAAGACAGGACUCAAGUUUCGGUACCAGGACCACACGUUUCUACAGACCCUGAAUGCGGCCAUCCAGCUCCUGUAUUCCUCAGCAAGCCCCAUGCAUACCCAGCUCACCCAGCUCCCGCUGGUCCACACCAUGCUCACCCAGCACUCUCUGUUCUUGCCCACGCUGCUGGAGUCUGAGGAAGAGGAGAGGCCUGAUGGCCAAGUGAAAGAAGCGCUGGUGGACCUGAUGCUGACGGUGGUGACGAUGUGUCCCUCCGUGUGCGAGAACAGCCACUUCGCCGUGCUUCUCGGGGCCUACAGUGCCACCCUCAGCGUGCUGGACCAGAAGCUUUUACUUCUGCUGCGGGCGUACGAGCAGAGCAACCUCAGCCUCGUGGACUUCAGGGUGUUGCUGUGGGGCCCAGCAGCCGUGGAGCACCAUAGGACGUGCCGCAGCCUGGGCAAGUCGCUGUGGCAGCAACCGAGCCCUGGGGACAUCCUGCGCCUGCUGGAUCGCGACCGUGUCAUGCAGACCAUCCUGCAUUUCCCCCAGCGCCGGAAGCUGCUCCCGCCCGAGGACAAGCAGGAGCCUGUGUUCAAAGAUAAGAAUGUGGCGGUGGAUCUUGGUGGCCUCUAUGACCCCUGCUUUCUGCUGCAUCUCUUCAGUGAGCUGACCAGGCCUGAAUUCGUGGUGGAUUGUCGGAAGUUUCUGGAUUCCAACGCCCUGGGCCUCACCAUCGUGGCCCUCAGCAGCUACGACCCCCAAAUGCGAGCCGCAGCUUACAGCGUCUUGGCGGCCUACUACUCGCACCUGGAGGGGGCCCGGUUCCGAGAGCAGUCCCAGGUGCUUUACCUGAUGGAUGUGGUCCGGAAUGGGAUUCGAACCCCCAACAUGAGGCUCACUUUCACCCUGGCUCUCUUCAUCGCCAAAGCAGCCCUGCAGAUUUUGAAACCAGAGGAUCACAUGUACUUGAAGAUCAGCAAGUUCCUGCUCUCCCACGACUACCUGAACAUGGACAAAGUACCAGGCUUCUUCCAGUUCUUCUACAGCUCUGACUUCCAGCAAAAGAAGGAGCAGGAGUGGGUGCUGGGCCUGCUGCGAGAAGGCAUCCGCGACAAGCAGUGCUACGAGCUCUACGCCCGGCGUGGCAUCUUCCGCAUCGUGCUGGCCUUCUUCAGCAGCCCCCUGUGCGACCAGGCAGCACAGAAUUGGAUUCUAGAAAUCCUGCAGAGCGCCGCACGGGUCGCCAGGUCGGCCUACGAGAUCAUCCGGGACUACAGCCUGCUGACGUGGAUUGUACACAUCCUGGAGAACAGGUUCCUGGAGACCCCAUUGCUGUCUCGCAUGAUCUGCUUGCUCCACACGCUGUGGAUGACCAACCUGGGAGACAAAGAAGUGCAGGCCGACGAGCAGCCUGCUGGCCGGCCCGGCCCCCGCGAGCCCCCCAAGAUGCUCGCCCUGCAUCUGGUCAAUGAGUUCCUUUACGUGUUCCUCUCGCUCGCGAAGCACCUGAGGCCCACUCUGGCCCCCGCCCAGCUGACCAGCUUCUUUGGGACGCUUGACUCGGUGCUGAGGCACCAGGCCACCGUGGUGGGAGCCUUCAAGGCCAUGGACCGCUUUAUCGUGAAUGAGGCCGUGCUCUCGGCCACGGACGCGCUCGUCCUCCUGCACAAGUGGAGCCUCAUCGAAGGAGACGCUGGGCUCCAGGAAGACCUGAGGGUGGCCAUCGAGCAGUGCCAAGUCAGGGAGCUCGCCAAAAUGCUCAAGGAGAAGGGCAAGCCAGCCGGGCCGGCCCGAGCCAGAGGCCCGCGUGGCCGGAAGCAGCCUCUGGGGGAGGCGGAGGAGACGGCCGACCCCGAGCUGAAGGCGGCCUGCGUGGAGACGUGCCGGGGCCACCUACGCUCCAUCCUGACGCACUGGGGGCCCGCAGUCCCCGACCCCGAGAGCGAGGCCCCACACCCCGUCUACGCUGCGGGCAUCCUGGUGGUGCGCUGGGUGCUGCGGGCUGCCGUGGGGCGCCCACUCAGCAGGACCGAGGCCGCGGGGCUUGUGGGCUGGCUCCGAAAUCGCAUCUUGCCACACCGGGCGCUGGUGGCCGGGCUCCUCGGAGAUAGCACCGUGAGGAGCCACCUGUUCCUGCUGUACAGCCGGCUGUGCAGCGCCGAGGGCCUGGCCGGCCCCACGCAGGACGUGGCCUGCCUCUUCACCUCCCUCAUGCUGCAGCUGGUGGCGGCCAGGGACACGGUGGGCAGCACCUUGCACACGGAAGUCGAGGCGCUGUGUGCUUCCUGUCUGCAGGAGGACCUGGACGAGGCCACCCGAGCCUCCGCGGCCUUCCUGGUGUCCCUGUACGUGAAGGACGUCUGGCUGGGAGCCCCGCGGCCUGACACCCUCAGCACCCACGUCCGCUUGGUCUGCGAGGCAGCAGCGUGCGCCCAGGGCGAGGAGGAGGAGGAACCAGUGGUCGCUCUCUGCGCGGGCCUUGCCACCUACACCCAGCACGCCUGAGGGACGCCCCGGUUCCCACACUGCCACAGGCGCCAGGUCCUGCCAGAAAACCAACCAGGGGUUUUGAGGGGAGCCCAGCACAUGGACUAGGUUCACUCUCGGCCCUCGGUGGGGGCCCCAUACUGGCCCUGCCCGCUGCAGCGGGCUCUGACCUGUAGUGGGCCUCUCCGCUAGGAGCUGUCAAUAGGUGUCUGGACCUUUUUGGACAAGCCUGAAGACGGACGCUAAGCCUUCUGGAAGAAGCCAUGCCAGCUUUUUGUGCGAUUUCUUUUUUGUUUUUUUGUUUUGUUUUAAAGCUCCCGCCACAGUUGCUGAGUAUUUUAUUAAGGAGAAGGAAUUCUGCUUGGUCGUUACCGUCUGUGUGACUGUGACAUCGAAUAAGCUGCAUUUUUCUACAGCUGCACCUCAAGACGGUGGAUUGUAUCAACCCCCGCCAAUAAAAGCCUAUUUUUGUAA